AUGGAUUUCGACGACAUAGAAGCGCCGAUCAAAGCCACUUCUCGAGUCUCAAGAUUCGCGCCAAAAGCAUCCAAACUCAAACCUAAAACCGAACAAAUACUCGUUCCCAAAUCCGAACCACCUUCAUUCCCCUCCGCCAAAGUAGAGCCACCAGAAAUUGACUUAACUGCCAAACCUAAUGGCGUCGCAUCGACUAAUGGCACUGCCAAAAUUGACGAGUCUGAAGCAAAAUUGGAUUCCAUGGAUGUUGAUAUGACCGAGGCUGAAGUUCAAGAGGAUUCAACACAUGCUAAUCCAAUGGAGGAAGACGAAGAAGAGGAUACUGUGGUUCGCGAAAUCGAUGUGUACUUUUCACCUUCUGUGAAUGGCGGCACUAAGUUGUAUGUUAUGCAAUUUCCUUUGAGACCUUCCUGGCGACCUUAUGAAUUUGAUGAACGAUGUGAAGAGGUUAGAUUGAAACCUGAAAGUUCAGAAGUAGAGGUCGAUUUAUCUGUUGAUUUGGAGUCAAGUAACAUUGAUAGUGAUUUUUCAGAUAAACUCAAAUAUACAAAAGAGACUCUAUCAACUACAUGGAAACCACCUCCUGCUAAUGGCUGUGCCGUUGGGCUUCUUAUGGGAAAUAAGUUGCACCUUCACCCAGUUCAUGCAGUUGUGCAGCUCCGACCAUCACGACAUUAUCUUUAUUCUGGUGGCUCAGAAAAGAAGGAUGCUGCUCCGUCAAAGAAGCAGAAUAAACAGAUGAAUUCUUCAACUGAGCAAAAGAGUGACGAAGAUCAGUGCUGGCUUCCUCUUAAGUACCAUGGUUGCAAGAGUGAUAUCUCAUCUAGAUAUUUUCAGCAAAUGGUGGCACAAGAAAGUUCUCCAAUAAACUUUGAAAUGAACACGUAUGACUACAUUGCUACACUUUGCCCUGGAGUGAGCAGCAACACUCUAGCCAAAGGUCCUUCUAAAAGGUUUCUUCUAUCAUUGCCGGUGGAAAAACGUCUUGAGACAUUGCUUAUUGAGGGCCCUCCGCUUCAUCGUUUUAGUGCUAUCAAGCACUUUGCUCCUGAAUACUCUGACGACGAACUACUGAGUUUUCUGCAGCAACAUGCACAAUUGCUGCGGGGAUACUGGAUUCCAAAAGGUAGAUUGCUUUAUCCUAAUGGCGGUCUAGAAUUGCUGGCACGGAAUUAUGUCAUCGUGAUGUUUCACAAGAGUUUGAAAUAUUUGGCUGAUGAUUUGAGAAGACUUGGUAAACUUGCUAAUCUAGUGAAACCCUUUCUGAUGCAAUUUGCUUCGGAAAAAUUUGAUCUAAAACUCAAAGUUAUGUAUUGGAAGUUCAAAGAGCUUCCAAAUGAGUCCUUUAUAAAAGAAUUUCCAAAUAUUGUUAAACAACAAGAAGAAGUCUUUAAGAUUUUGGAACAAGAAGUAUCUGCUGUUGUUGAUAAUGCUGGAAAACACAGAUCAAAUAGAAGUGCUGUAACAAACAGUGGUGUCACUGUCAACAGUGCUCUUGUUAGAUCAACAAGCCCUGAUCCACUGGUAACAAUUGUGGGGGAAUUGCCUCCUAGGGAGAUGGCCAUGUCAAGUGAAACUCGUCAUGCUCUGCCAGUGGCCCUCAAGAAACUUUUCCAGACUCAUAAAGUUUGCAGCUUCCAAUUGAUAUUCCAAGAAUUGCGUGGAUUGGCACUUGCCCAAACAAUGCUUCCAAAGGGAGGUUCUAAAAUUGCUGUGGAUGCCGCUCAUAGUCUUGAUGUACCACAAGACGAGCUGAAGACUGUAUUGGGUGAUGUUGCAUGUGAUAUUAAUGGUUAUUAUGUCUUAAAAUCAUCACAAGACGAGCCAUUCAGAGAUGUUGUAAUCGAAAUGCUUCGUGGAGUUGGACCCAAUGGCAAGCUAAAGAAGGCUGAGAUAAUGGAAGCUGCUAAGAAAAAACUCGGUAGGGAGAUCCCUUUCGGUGAAUAUUCCAAGGCAUUGAAUGAAUUAUGUGUCUCAAAAAAUUCUCACUGGGUCUUGAAAAGUGGCGAUGGAAGUAAGCAAUGA
Molecule: messenger RNA, 2025 nt
Organism: Vicia faba (fava bean)
Lineage: Eukaryota; Viridiplantae; Streptophyta; Magnoliopsida; Fabales; Fabaceae
Source: the annotation of a GenBank genome assembly